UUAAAAGUCUACCUGUAUACCAAAAAUUGAUUUUAAAGUCUCUUUACUAAUUGGCCGGCUUUAAUCCGAUAGGAUUAAGUAUAUACAGUGAACACUUGUUCAAAUCAUGGGGAAUGCAAUUCAUUCUGUCGAUUCAAGUCGCCUAGAUAAUCUCGGCCUAUUUCCUCGAAUAAUCCCGUUUUUGUUACUCAAAGCUAUUUCUUUAUUUAGAUAAUUGCAGAUUCAACCAAUCCAAACUUGUUCCCCAUUUGACCCGAUUUAUUUACCCACCAGAUCUUCCACAGGUUUUACCAAUUUAGCCUUUGAUUUUGACUUGACAUCACUAAAAGUGUCUACUCACUGGAUCCAAUUUCCAAACAUUUGAGUAGAGCAGGGAGAUCUGAUCCAAUGCUUGUGUGGGUGUUGUUGAGAUUAAUGAAAUGGCAUAUUCACUGGCCAGAUCUGCAGCAUAUGAUCAGAAUAAGUAGCUCUGCUGUUGGAUCGGAGGGCCCAACUGGCCUAGGUUCGAGUCUCACAAGAUGCUGGUACAAGUGUCUCCUAACAUGACUCGCAUCACCAUUUCUACUAACAAUGGUUUCUUUGACCUUAUGAAGUUUAAGGUCGCUGCACGCUAUCUGUCCUAUAGGACUUUAUUAUAUAUAGUGUUGUUUUUGGCAUUUCUGCUGCCAUUUUUGUUCAGUCUCACUGCUGUCAUCACUUUGGAGGAUGUUGAGAACUGCACUUCUCCUCUGGAUUGCUUGGGGAAGAGGUUGGGACCAAGGCUUUUGCGGAGGGCAGAUGCUUCACCUAAAAUGGCUGCAGAUGUGUUUGGUGUCCUCCUGCAAGCAAGCAGUAAAGCGCUUCCAAAAGGAAUGACCAUUCCAGAGUCAUUCAAUGAUCUUGUUGCUGAAAUGAGAACUCAACAUUACAAUGCCAAGACAUUUGCGAUAAAGCUGAAGGCCAUGGUGGAGCAUUUGGAAGAGAAAUCUCGAUCGGCAAAGCUACAGGAGAAUUUGUAUAAGCACAUUGCUUCAACCAGCAUUCCGAAAGGCAUGAGUUGUCUCUGUUUGAAGCUGGCAGAUGAGUAUUCCUCCAAGGCUCACGCUCGGAGACAGCUACCAUCCCCUGAACUGGUUAAUUUUCUUACGGACAAUUCAUAUUAUCACUUUGUUCUGCCAACUGAUAAUGUGCUUGCAGCAUCUGUAGUGGUGUCAUCAACUGUGAAAAAUUUUGCAAAGCCAGAAAUGGUAGUUUUUCAUCUUAUUACGGAUAAGAAAACAUAUGCAGCCAUGCAUGCGUGGUUCGCUUUUCAUCCUCUUUCUCCUGCCAUUAUUGAAGUGAAAAGUGUACAUCAAUUUGAAUGGUUGACCAAGAAGAAUGUAACUGCUUUGGAAGCUUUGGAAACACAUCAUAAUGUUCAAAGAUACUACCACGGGGAUCAUAUUAUUGAUACAAAUUUUAAUGAUUCGCCCAGAAUUAUGGCUUCAAAGCUAGAAUCACGCAGUCCAAAGUAUAUAUCCAUCCUCAACCAUCUACGCAUCUAUCUUCCAGAGCUUUUCCCGGAUCUUCACAAGGUUGUCUUCCUGGAUGAUGACAUUGUAAUCCAGCGUGAUUUGUCCCCACUGUGGGAUAUAGACCUUCAUGGAAAGGUCAAUGGAGCAGUUGAGACAUGCAGAGGUAAUGACCCCUGGGUUAUGUCAAAGAGGUUCAGAACAUAUUUCAAUUUUUCUCAUCCUCUUAUAGCAGAGAAAUUUGAUCCAGAGCAGUGUGCAUGGGCCUAUGGUAUGAACAUUUUUGACUUGCAAGCCUGGAGAAAGACAAACAUCAGAGAAACUUAUCAUUAUUGGCUUAAAGAAAAUCUAGAUUCCAAUUUAUCGCUAUGGCGUUUUGGAACAUUACCGCCUUCGCUGAUUGCAUUUUGUGGCCAUGUUCAUCCAAUUGAUCCUUCAUGGCAUAUGUUGGGACUGGGCUAUCAAUUCGAUACCAAAAUUGCAGAUGUGGAAAAAGCUGCUGUCAUACACUACAAUGGCCAGUCAAAACCAUGGCUGGACAUUGCGAUUCCUAAACUGAGGCCUUUCUGGACAAAAUAUGUGAAUUACUCUAGUGACUUCAUUAAAGAGUGUAACAUUAUGGACUACUAGAUUCUGCAGUUCAUUCAAUCAAUUCUUUCUUUUGCAUGGUAAGCAGGCCGCAACUGGUCUGAUGAGCAGAUGAAAUAUCGCCAAGCCUUUUAUUAGUCCUUUGACUUCUGCAUCCAUGAAAUUGGAGGAUGCAAUUCAAUCUAUUCAUUCAUAUUAUAUUGUUAUAGGAAUAGUGGGGUCUCAUUUUAUUGCAUUCAAUCAAAAUAAGAUGGGAUCUUAUUGUUCCGAGUUCCAUACGUUCCAGACUAUGUCCUAAUCAAUUCUUCAAUGAACCCCAAUCCGUUCAAUUGUUUUUAACCAAGGAUCUUUGUUGGAGGCAUGAGAAGUAACUUCACCUUCAUACAUAUAGCCACAUAUACAUUAUAUUUGACAACUUUUAUGUUAAAUGUAAAACAGCAUAAAUCAGAGCGAAUUACAUUUAUGGGCGAUAUUGAGUUAUUGCUUUGACUAAUACAUUGGAGAGGAAUUUGGUUAGCAUCCAUAUAACAAA
Cryptomeria japonica (Japanese cedar) is the source of this 2610-nucleotide messenger RNA. RefSeq names its product probable galacturonosyltransferase 14. Lineage: Eukaryota; Viridiplantae; Streptophyta; Pinopsida; Cupressales; Cupressaceae. The record is from RefSeq and is a predicted model, not a curated record. Gene Ontology annotation, molecular function: polygalacturonate 4-alpha-galacturonosyltransferase activity. The transcript is spliced from 6 exons. The coding region runs from base 519 to 2120 and encodes 533 amino acids.